Neodiprion fabricii is the source of this 734-nucleotide messenger RNA. Its product is annotated as larval/pupal cuticle protein H1C-like. NCBI's taxonomy places the organism in Eukaryota, Metazoa, Arthropoda, Insecta, Hymenoptera, Diprionidae. The record is from RefSeq and is a predicted model, not a curated record. Bases 144 to 557 code for a protein of 137 amino acids. The transcript is spliced from 3 exons.
UUCGACAACUCUCCUGACCAUUCUCCUGCCGUGCGGGUAAGAGUUAUUCAGCUAUAUAAGAGGGCGCGCUUUGCCUACAUCCACACAGUCAGCAGCACUCGUCUAGCAACAGCGCAAGACCAAGUCAAACACACUACUGCAACAUGUUCAAGCUGGUACUCCUCGUCGCCUCUCUGGCCUACGCUUCCGCCGGAAUCAUCCCCUCCUACGGAGGCUACGGAUACGGCUCUCUCGGUCACGGCGUCGCCGUCGCAGCCCCAGCCGUGAGCUACGCCACCCAUGCCGCCCCCGUCGUGAGCUACGCCGCUCACACCGCUCCGGUUGCCUACGCCGCUCAUGCCCCAGUGGCCACCAGCUACGCGAACACCUACAAGGUCUCUUACCCCGCAGCCCACGUCGCUAAGGUCGCCGUUGCCGCCCCGGCUCUGAGCUACGCCGCCGCCCCCACCCUCGCCUACGGACACGGACUUGGAUACGGAUACUCAGCAGGCUACGGACACGGUCUUGGUUACGGAUACGGCGGAUACGGAUACGGCCACGGCACAUACGUCCACUAAGUCAUAAAGGAAUCGCUCAACCUAUGCAUGAAUUGUACAUAGUUUUACGAUCGUCGUGCUGCACGUACAUGUAAUUAACCGAACGACACCUGCGACGACCGCGAUGAAAUCCAAAGUCGACGAAAUUAAUGCCCAUCCGGUGUAAUGUGAAAUAAAAUGCAAAUUUCUGUAACGUAA